Messenger RNA from Ornithodoros turicata, 1512 nucleotides. RefSeq lists its product as uncharacterized. The coding region runs from base 1 to 1380 and encodes 459 amino acids. The transcript has 5 exons. Lineage: Eukaryota; Metazoa; Arthropoda; Arachnida; Ixodida; Argasidae. The record is from RefSeq and is a predicted model, not a curated record.
AUGGGAGAACCCAACUGUCGUGUGUCAUACCCGACAACGGGCUGGGUAAAUGACAUAUCUCGUUUGCCCACCGUGGUGGACAACGCCAUAAAAGACUUUCACGCCAGGAAAAGUCUAGCCAAUCGACAUUACCGCCGCAGCUACAAGUUCACAACGGAAUCUUACGUUGUUGCAUCGACGCUGAAGGCUUGCUACAAGGACGAAACCCUUGGUUCGCUGCGAUUUUUGGCACUGCUGCAGCUGAAAGGCUUUAAAGAGGCACCGGCUGAGCUUUCCUGCACAGAUUUACCACAAAAAUGGCGAGUGCCAAGGCAACAAGUUGUUAACGGUUCUGCAGUACAGGCGGUUGACUGGAGGCGACCAGAAGAAAGCGGAAACGAGAACAGGAUCCCUGUGCGACUUUACGACGCAAGAAAGAAGGCACAAUCUAAGGAAGAGGAAACCGAAGCUAUAAAACGAUUUGGGAGAGCCCUUGCAUUGCUCGACGGAAACGAAGUUCGGACAGUCUCUUUGUGGGGCACCUUUAACGUACCAACAAUCACUGACGCCAUCGGGGAGUCCUUCUUGUCUCCAAACUUUCGUGGGACACACUGUGAGCUUCAGGAUGCCUUUAGUGCCACCUUUUACAGGAACAGCAAUCCCUGGAAAGUUCCUGAUAGCCUCCCUACGCCAUACCAAGCCAUUCUGAUGCCGCUGUGCUUGACACCGAGUGCUGCAAGGGACCUAGAAAAGAACUCACGGCAGCAGAGUACCAGCGCAACAUGGAAUGAAGCCAGGAAUCGCCGAGUGACAGCAUCAAAUUUUGGCACCAUCUUGAAACGAACAACAUGGACAAGACGAGGGCUGGAUAACCUUUUCAGGCGAAAGGAUCUCUCCAGAGUUCGUGCUGUCCAAUAUGGCAUCAGCAAUGAGGCCGCGGCUGUCCAGCGUUACAGACCAGUCAUGUGCUCAGUUGGCCAUGACGUUGCUCUAUUAUCCUGUGGACUGUUUGUCGACCCUGCAACUCCAUGGCUCGGUGCUACACCGGAUAGGAUUGUCUUUGAUCCCACCGAGAGGAGCCCACACGGCGUGCUGGAAGUUAAGUGCCCCUAUUCACUCCGUGACACACCAGGGGAACUACUUAAGGAGCAAAGAUUUUAUAUGACAUUCAACAACGAGCACCCCCAGCUUAGAAGGGACCACGACUAUUAUGCCCAGGUUAUUGGCCAAAUGGGACUAACAGGUUUGCAGUGGGCAGACUUUGUGAUGUAUGGGCCCGGAUUUCUGACCGUGGAAAGGAUCAGAUAUGAUGAACAGGAAUGGGGUGAUAUGAAGGCGAAGCUCACAACGUUUUAUUUCAGUGAUGCCCUACCAUAUUUUGCAAGGCAGGAAUGUUCAUAGGCUUGCACCACAUUUGUAAUGUGCUUGUUGAAAGAUAGGAUGAUAAGAUAAGAUAAGAUAAGAUAAGAUGUUGAUAGAUAGCAGCGCUAGAACAAACUUUUGUUAUGUAUUAAUAAACUUUUAAAACUUGAA